GCGACUUCCAAAGCGAUUUUUUUUACAGUGAGAAGAAAAGAACUUAUCCAGGAUGGACUCUACAAUCAAUAUGAUCAAGCAAAUAAGAUCUCAGCUUGAGGAGGACAGCAGGAUGGAAACACAUGAGAGGGUUAAGAGAAAGAGGGAGCAAAGCCCAGAGAUAAACAACAAAAGACCCCACCAAAAGACAGAGCGAACAAGGGAGAGGAGAAGGAGGAAGAGGGAGAGGAGGAGACAGAGGCUCUUGUAUGAGAAGAAUGAAGAGCAAAGGUGGAAAAGACCAAGAAGCAGCGACAGGGAUGAAGCAGAAGAAGGAGAAAGUGCCUGGAAGAGACCACACAUGGAUGAAGAAAGAUGUGAUCCACUGGACAUUUCCAGCUACAAUUUCCAUCACGAGCUGGGCAAUGGAUCAUUUGGCAAUGUGAGCAAUACAUGCAUGUUUUACUUAUCUGCCAUUAAAUAAAGUACCUAUAGUUAACAGUCAAAAACAAAGGCCCAGGGUUUGAUCAUCUAUUUUUUUCUACAAAUACUGGUGUAAAGGCCAUACAGGGUUGUCACUAGAACUUACUUUGCCCCAUAAGUCUUUAGAACCCCAAAGGGGCCUAAGUUUUUAGCCUGACUGGAACCCUUCUAUGUGGGUGUGCCUGUGUGUUUUUUUUAAAAAUGCAUCUAAGUUGCUUCCAGUUUAGUGAAACUGGUCCUUUGCCCUUUAUCCAUUCUUGGGUAUCCCCUACCUCUAAAGUGGCCUGUGAUUGUGGAAUUAAUUUUACCCCCUUUAUGGCAGCCCUGGAUCUAAAUCAGAAGUCAGACAGAAAUGCCUAUUGAUAGGAACUCAGGAUGGCAGGCCUUAUUUAUUAUU
Xenopus laevis (African clawed frog) is the source of this 859-nucleotide messenger RNA. Its product is annotated as putative RNA-binding protein Luc7-like 1. The record is from RefSeq and is a predicted model, not a curated record. Lineage: Eukaryota; Metazoa; Chordata; Amphibia; Anura; Pipidae. The transcript is spliced from 2 exons. The coding region runs from base 53 to 463 and encodes 136 amino acids.